GCGAAUGCACGGGGCGAACACGCGGGCUUUUGGAUCACGUGUGACGGGGAAAACCCACAGACCCGGAGGAGUAAAAGUAGUUUUCACUGAUGCCGCGAUAGACGGAGCAACGUGACGAGAGGGACGCACGCACCUCCAUCCUCCGAGCAUCCACUCAAAGAUCCCGUGGUGCAGAGAUGAAACUCUCCCCCUACACGCUGCCUCUGCUCCUGAUGGCAGUACUGUCCACAGCAGCACAAGGCAGCUCUCUGAAGCCAGACCACACCAAAUGUCUGCUGGAACUGUCCCGGUCCUCUACUCAGAGCUCCUCAUCAAACUCCACAGCCAUGUUCUGUCCUCACACCUGGGAUGGCCUCCUGUGUUGGCCCCGGACCCCCACAGGGACUACUGUCAGUCUGGACUGUCCAGGACGCCCCCCACAGGACCAGCUUGAGAAGGCCAGGAGGCGCUGUGACGAGGGAGGUCAGUGGACAGAGCUUUCCACAUGUGUGCGUCUGGACAAAGCACUCACGUAUGUGCAGAAGACUGUCAUGGCUGACAUGUCAGUGGAGAGGUCUGCAGAGGAGGACCUGGACCUGGAGGAGAAUAGAGCUCUGAACAAACAUCUGAAGGAGAGAAGACUCAGGUGUGAGACGCUGAAGGAGGAGACACCACAGGGAGCAGGGCCGUACUGCAGUGCUGAGUGGGAUGGGUUCUUGUGCUGGGAACACACCCCUGCAGGAGGCGUGGCCUCCCAGAAAUGCCCCACCUCCGACUGGACUGGAGACCCCACAGAGACUGUCAGGAGGUUCUGCUCGGAGGAGGGGCAGUGGUUGAACAGCAGCAGCCAUGGAGCCAACAGCAGUGUGUGUGUGGGAGAUCCCAGGACCGCUGCUCAGCUUUCUGCAGAUGUAGACAUAGACUCCACCCAUGCCUCAGUCAGCCCCAGUGUCCAGUCUGAGGACGAAACCCUGGUACGGAGGAAGAUCCUGGACAACCAGUACAAGUGCUUUGAGAAGAUGCAUCGCGACCCGGCCUAUAACCGCACCGGUCUGUACUGUGCUCGUAAUUGGGAUGGCUGGCUGUGCUGGGAUGACACUCCGGCUGGCACCUUGACCUCCCAGAACUGCCCCAACUACUUUGUGGACUUCGACCCCACAGAAAAGGCCACAAAGUUCUGUGGAGAAGACGGGCUGUGGUUCCGGCACCCGGACACCAACCGAACCUGGUCCAACUACACACGCUGCAAUGAGAACACCAAGGCCAAGCUCAGGUCAGCCUACAUCCUGUUCUACAUGGCCAUCGUAGGCCACGCCCUCUCCAUUGCCUCUCUGCUCAUCUCACUGGCCAUCUUCUUCUAUUUCAGGAGCCUGAGCUGCCAAAGGAUCACUCUUCAUAAGAACCUGUUCUGCUCAUAUGUCCUGAACUCAGCCCUCACCAUCCUGUACCUGGUGGUUGUAGUCAACAAUCUCGCUUUGGUGGAGCGCAACCCGAUGGGGUGUAAGGUGUUACACUUUUUCCACAUGUACAUGCUGGGCUGUAACUACUUCUGGAUGCUCUGUGAGGGCAUCUACCUACACACACUCAUUGUGGUGGCCGUAUUCGCUGAGGAGCAGCACCUGCACUGGUACUACCUGCUAGGUUGGGGGUUCCCUCUGGUGCCAGCCUCCAUCCAUGCAGUGGCCAGGAAGACCUACUUUGACGAUAACUGCUGGAUGAGUGUGGAGACCCACCUGCUGUAUGCGGUCCAUGGGCCCAUCGUGGCUGCCCUCCUGGUGAACCUCUUCUUCCUCCUGAACAUCAUCCGAGUGCUGGUGACCAAGCUCCGGGACACGCACCGCGCAGAGUCCAACAUGUACAUGAAGGCAGUGAGAGCCACCCUCAUUCUGGUGCCUCUGCUAGGAAUCCAGUUUGUCAUCAUCCCCUGGAGACCAGAGAACCGCGUGGCUGGAGAGGUGUACGAGUACAUCAUGCACAUCCUCAUGCACUACCAGGUUUUAAUGUCACUCCCAGCCAAAGUACUCCUGGACAGCACAGAAGUACUCUUGGACCACACAGAAGUACUACUGGACAGCACAGAAGUACUCCUGGACAGCACAGAAGUACUCCUGUACAGCACAGAAGUACUCCUGGACAGCACAGAAGCCCUCAUGGACCGCACAGAAGCACUCCUGGACCGCACAGAAGGUCUGCUGGUGGCCACUAUCUUCUGUUUCUUUAAUGGAGAGGUGAGGGAAGGAUGGAGCUCUGCAGCAUCUGCAGUGCUGCAGUUGCUGUAUCAGACUGUUGUGGUGAAGAAGGAUCUGAGCUGA
Periophthalmus magnuspinnatus is the source of this 2291-nucleotide messenger RNA. RefSeq names its product calcitonin receptor (gene calcr). The record is from RefSeq and is a predicted model, not a curated record. The transcript is spliced from 20 exons. Lineage: Eukaryota; Metazoa; Chordata; Actinopteri; Gobiiformes; Gobiidae. The coding region runs from base 177 to 2291 and encodes 704 amino acids. Gene Ontology annotation, molecular function: calcitonin receptor activity. Gene Ontology annotation, cellular component: plasma membrane. Gene Ontology annotation, biological process: adenylate cyclase-modulating G protein-coupled receptor signaling pathway; cell surface receptor signaling pathway.